Molecule: messenger RNA, 408 nt
Organism: Clunio marinus
Lineage: Eukaryota; Metazoa; Arthropoda; Insecta; Diptera; Chironomidae
Source: the annotation of a GenBank genome assembly
AUGAAGAGAUCUUUCAAGGCAAUCUUAAGUAGUCAAACUAAAAGAAAGGAUUUUUUUUUCUAUUUUGAAAUCUCUGAAGAAUUCUCUAAAUAUUUUUCAAGAGCUAGUUGUCACCAUGCCUAUAAAAUUCAAAAAACAUUAGAUAUCUUCGCAGGGUUUAAAAAUAGUAAGACAGAAGCAGUUUCUGGCAAACGUGAAGGAAUAUUAUGCUUGAUACCCUUGAAAUUGUUCAAGAAAAAAUGUUUUUAUGUGAAGAAAAACAAACAUCAAAUGAAAUUGAAUCUCAGAACAAACCCACGACCACGAUGCAUUAGAAGAUUUACAUUUUUAGAUACUAUUCAAGAGUCUAUUCACCUCUUACCUAAUGUCUGUAUAGUCAGUAGAUGUACAGCAAAUGCAAGCUUCUAA